GUGCGGCAGCAAUAAUUAACAAAAAAUGGAAGAAGACGGUAACAAGCUUAACAUAACUUGUUCUCCUGGAACAUCUAAAAAGGUUCAAGACGAUGCAGUUUAUAGACAGAAGAUCAUAAGCGAUGUGGCUGGAGAACAAUGCUUCGAAAGCAUUAUUAUAACAGAAGAGCACAGCGGGAGCGCUGGCCUUGAAGAAUCGUUCUCGGAAGAGAUUGCAAUGGGCGAAAGUGAAGGGGAAGACUUCCUUCCAAUCGGUACAAGUGCUGAGACACCUCACGGCAAGAGGCCUGCGUGGUUGGAUGCGCCAACAAAGCUGCUAAUUUUGAAGUUUAAGGAACUUCGGCCGAAAGCUGGCAAAAGCCAAAGCAUGAAAAACAAAAAGCAAAUGUGGAGCAGGAUUAGCAAGGAACUUUGCGAAAAGGGUUACAUUUACACGUCUUCACAAGUGGAGGGGAAAUUUUACAGCGUAGAAAGACAGUACAAAAAACUAAACUCAAUAACUCUAAAACAGGAAGAGCCAGAAUGA
Rhagoletis zephyria (snowberry fruit fly) is the source of this 526-nucleotide messenger RNA. RefSeq lists its product as uncharacterized. Lineage: Eukaryota; Metazoa; Arthropoda; Insecta; Diptera; Tephritidae. The record is from RefSeq and is a predicted model, not a curated record.